AUGACUGAAAAUAAUCAGUACAGAUGCGUUAACUGUGGCGAAGCAGCCACUGCACUUUACAGGACAUAUGGACCAUCGGUCUUAAAGCUUACUAAAUGUGAAAGCUGUAAAGGAAUUGUAGAUAAAUAUAUAGAGUAUGAUCCUGUAAUAGUAAUGAUAGAUCUAGUGCUGAUGUCAAGGGAAGCCCAAAGGCAUGUUAUUUAUAACACAGAAUUUAAGCUAUAUUGGAAGCUGUUCAUAGUCUUACUAAUGCUGGAAACAUUUGCAACAUGGAGGAAUGACAGUUUGUUUACUAUAACUGUAAAUACUUUAUGCAAUAUUAAAAGUAAUGGUACGGACAAUUCAACUCAAAUUACUUUGCCGAUAAAUAUAACAAUACCCGAGCCAUGGAACAGCGGUUGUAAAGGAUGGGAUCAUCAAGAUAAAGACUCUGUGGAUCUUUUUAUUUGGGAGAAAGAUUUCUAUGUACAGUUUCUAUCUACACUCGCUGGCAUCAUAGUGUUUAUAUCAACAUCUCAUUUAAUGAUGACUCUAUUGACAUUCCAUUCGUCGAAAGAUAAAGCGCCCGCGCGCCGCGUGCUGCGGGCGCUGUGCGUGGCGCAGGCGAGCGCGCUGGCCGCGCUGCCGGCGCUGGCGUGGGCGCGGCGCGCGCGCAUCGAGCGCCACGCCACCGCCGCGCUGUAUGGCGCUGUGUUCUCUUACAGCGUGUUCAGAGUGUUAUACGAAGGACCAAGAUUGCCGACAGCAUUAGUUCUUAUUUUAAGUAAUUGCUUGAAAUAUCUUACUACAUUUUACGUUAUGCCAAUUAUAAGGAGCUUUAUCACA
This is a messenger RNA of Brenthis ino (lesser marbled fritillary), 825 nucleotides long. The record is from the annotation of a GenBank genome assembly. Lineage: Eukaryota; Metazoa; Arthropoda; Insecta; Lepidoptera; Nymphalidae.